AUACAUAAAUUGCUUUGGGAAAAGGUCCUAAAAAAUAAUUAUAUACUGGGCCCCCCCUUCAGCACUUUACACAUAUCUAUCUACUCCUACCUCACCUACAUCACCUGGAUCAACAGCACUUCCUACCAUCAUCAAUCCAUUCCCCUUCGUCGGUCGAGUCAGUUCAGCCUGGCCAGCUAUAUAUCAUUCCAAUCCCCCGAACUAUCUGUCGGAGCAGCCAUCGACGAAUCCUCCUCCUCCUCCCCCUUACCAUCUGCCCCAUCCCUCUCUCCCACGCCCAACCCUUAGACCCAAUCAGCCCACAACGAUUAUCCCUACCGAUCUACUAUCUUUCGAUCAGAAGUGAGAAAAAAAUUAUUUGAGACACCGCCUCAGGACAAAAAUAAGUUGGAGACCUCAAAACUGCAAUUCCGUCCAACAACCUUCCCCAUUUUGGACUGGGCAGCAAGCAACGCGACGCAUCAUCGCACGGAGCACUGAUAGCGGAAGAUAAGCUUCCAAAACAAGCCCGCGCGAUUUAACGAAACCCAAUCCCCGUUCAUCCUUCUCGAUUCCUUCCCCCUUGUCCUGCCACCUGCAAGCCCUGCUGUUCCGGGCGCGGGCGGAGACAGCCUUUUCCAUACCAAGGAAAAGCACCACGCACGUAGUAAAAAAAAAAUUAUAAAAGGUCGGGGAUUUAUUUUCCCAUCAAACCGUCAAACUGGCUACCAACAGGAGACGUGGUAUUAAACCACCAGCAGCGCCUAGGACUGCUUCCACGGGGUCGCGUGUUAAGGGAUUGAAGGCGGGUAGCAACGUUGCUACCGACGUAGAUGCAUGCAUGGCGACCAGUUUUUUGCCUUUCUGGUGAGCUUUGCUCUGCUUUUGGCUGCGAUUGAGAUGCUAACAUGCUUCGUCGUUUGAAGCGCACAUUGCGAGAAGCAGAUCGUGGUGCCGAAUACGAAGAUCCUCUACUGCUCGGAGAAGUGUCGGCGAAAGGACCAGUCGAAACCACCACCACUAUCACCAACUCUCUCCAGUGCUCCAUUCCAUUAUACCCCGCCGCCCAGCCACAUCCCCGGUCCGACGAGAAACUACGUUGAGCCCUCAAUGCCUACAGCGCCCCGCGCUCUGCCAACCCCCCCAUCCCCGCAGCUCCAUCCGGCCUACUCCCCGCCGGAGCCUGCUCCUCUCCCAUCGCCGACGUCCCUUCCGUCUUCCCCGUCGAGUAUGCACGCUCCACCCCGGCGGCCACCCAUACGCACCGCGAGCACGUCGCAGUACCACACGCGGCCGCUGCCACCACUACAUAAUCCGGAAUCAUACUCUUGCUCCCCACGCUCCAUCGAUCUGGUAACGCCCUUCAUGGAGGGAGAGGACACGGGACCGCGCUCACUUCCGACAAAGGAGUUUGAGGAACAAGUAGGUAGCCUGAAGACUCUAUUCAAUUUCGACCGCAUCCGUGGAAGGCCCACCUUCCCCGAGGCCAAUGCGCCGGCUGAGAGGCCGCCUCUGGCGAAUGGGUUUUUGGCAAGGGGAUCGAAUGGGGUGGGUCGGAGUCCGUGGAUGUGA
Messenger RNA from Tuber aestivum (summer truffle), 1551 nucleotides. The record is from the annotation of a GenBank genome assembly. Lineage: Eukaryota; Fungi; Ascomycota; Pezizomycetes; Pezizales; Tuberaceae.